AUGGCCAAAGGGAGGCGUUUCAACCCACCUUUAGACAAGGAUGGAAGAUGGUUCCCUCACAUUGGACUGAUGCAGAAGACACCAGAAUCCAUCACAAGUGCCACCCUGAAGGAAAUCCACUCUCUGUACUUGUCCCAGCAGGCAGAGAGGAAGCUGCCGCCCAUAUACAAAAUCCGAGAGAAGCAAGCAAAAAACAACUUCCCUUUCUCCGUGCAUGACAAUCGCCACACUUUUGAGAACUGUGGAUGCUAUCUUGACUCUGGCUUUGGUCGCAAGAAGAUUCCCCACGAUAAAAGGCAGCAAGUUUCUAGAAAUUUCAAUCUCUGGGACUGUGACGUCAUCCCAUCCCAUCUUGAUGGCCUUUCAAAUAACCAAACAUCAUAUGUACCUAAGAAAGCUGUGGUGAUCUCAACUUUUCGACGCUUCCCAAAAUGUUACCAUGAAAAAUGGAACAACUUCAAUUUUUUUCCUAACCAAAAUUAUGAAGAGUUUUCGGAAAACCACCCAAAUGAAGAGUUUGCUAUUGACACAAAGGAUGCCUCUCCACAAGAGCCCUAA
This is a messenger RNA of Psammomys obesus (fat sand rat), 558 nucleotides long. It is a transcript of the gene Tex36, whose product is annotated as testis expressed 36. The transcript is spliced from 4 exons. The record is from RefSeq and is a predicted model, not a curated record. Lineage: Eukaryota; Metazoa; Chordata; Mammalia; Rodentia; Muridae. The coding region runs from base 1 to 558 and encodes 185 amino acids.